Messenger RNA from Arachis duranensis, 1209 nucleotides. Its product is annotated as protein FAR-RED IMPAIRED RESPONSE 1-like. Gene Ontology annotation, molecular function: zinc ion binding. Lineage: Eukaryota; Viridiplantae; Streptophyta; Magnoliopsida; Fabales; Fabaceae. Gene Ontology annotation, biological process: regulation of DNA-templated transcription. The transcript is spliced from 2 exons. The coding region runs from base 1 to 1209 and encodes 402 amino acids. The record is from RefSeq and is a predicted model, not a curated record.
AUGGGAGGGAAGGCACCAAAAGGUAUUCUUACCGCUCAAUGCGCAAAGAUUCAAAGGGCAAUUGAGCUAUGCAUGCCAACAACAAUUCACCGCUGGUGUAUCUGGCACAUCAUGAAAAAGAUCCCAAGAAAAAUAAAUGGCUACAAGGGACACAUUGAUAUUGAACAAGAGAUGAGUCAUGUUGUUUGGAACUCGUACACAAAAGAUGCAUUUGACAGAAACUGGAAUGAUUUCCUCACAAAGUAUGGUCUCGGAGGCAACAAGUGGCUUUCAGAGAUGUACGAGGAUUGGCAUAUAUGGAUUCCAGUUUACUUGGAUUACCACUUUUGGGCCAGGAUGAGAAGCACACAAAGGAGGAGAGCGCAUUCAUUUUUCAACAAGUUCAUCACACGGAAUAGCUCCUUGAGACAAUUCGUGAAGCAACAUGACAAUUGCCUCACAAGUAGAGAACAAGCAGAGAGAAAAUUUGAUGCUGCAGAUUUUCACACCGUGAUACUGUGCACAACAAAAUCAUCAAUAGAGGCACAAUUUCAGCAUGUAUAUACCCAUGAGAAGUUCAGGGAAGUUCAAGCUCAAUUCAGAGGUAAAGUGAAUUGUAUCACAAGAUCAAUGCAUUCAACCCUAGGUUUCAUAACAUAUGAAGUCAUAGAGCAGGUUCCCAACUCCACAUUCAACAAGUUUGUCAUUACCUACGACGCAGUAUCACGAGAUGUAAAGUGUCAUUGCUUGCUAUUUGAGUCUAGAGGCAUAUUGUGCCGCCAUUCCCUAAGCGUCCUAAGCUUUGAGCGAGUGCAUAAUGUGGCACCGAAAUACAUAUUAGAACGUUGGAGCAAGAACAUAAAGAGGAGACAUACACACAUCAAGAGCAACCAAGAUGAAUCUCUAUUGGAGCCAAGAAGUAAGAGAUUUGACGAAUUGGUGUUUCGGUCGCACAAUAUAUGUGAAUUUAAUUCUGAGUGUGAAGAGUUGAUCGGAAUUUUGCACCGAGCAUUUGACAAGGUCAUGGCUGAGAUGGAAGAAUAUCAAGAGAGAAGCAAAGGAAAAAGCCUGUUAACCCAUGAAGAAGCGACAUUAAGCAAUGUUAAUGAUCUUCAAAGCCCACCACGUGUCAAAACAAGAGGUCAACCCAAGAACAGACUUGGAUCAAACUUGGAAAAAAGAUCUCAAAUUCCAAGAAGAAAAAGAAAAAGACAACUCCAAGCGAGGUAA